GGGACAGAGAGGUGGCGAGGUGGGGCCGCCGAGCUGGGCUUUGCCUGAGCCUCUGGCGCGUGGGGCGGCGGGGAAGGGCGAGCCUGCGUGGGGUGUUGUGGACAGGAACUUUUUUUCCUUCGGGCGGAGGCACACUUCGAAUCUACUUCCGACGGCAUUCAGCAACUGCCCACGCGUCACUUCCGGAGAAGCCAGAGAGGAAAAAAAUAAAUAAAUAAAUAAAAAGUCCCGAAGGGGAAACAAAAACAAACGGGAGGAGCCUCCUCCGGCUCUCCUUGGCCUGGCCGCUGCGCUCGGCUUCCCCCACCCCCGAGGAUGAGGCCCGGCUGCCCACGGCGCUGAGGCCCCGCGGAGAAGGUGCUGCCGCCCCGAGCCAGGCCCCGCGGAGCUGGUGCCGGGGCCCGCCCCCCCCACCUCAGCCCCUCGGCGCCGCCAUGUCGGGGGGCGGCGGCGGCAACGGGUCGCGCUACGCGGCGGAGUUCGUGCCGCCGCCCGAGUGCCCCGUCUUCGAGCCCAGCUGGGAGGAGUUCGGCGAUCCCCUCGGCUUCAUCGGCCGCAUCCGCGGCCUGGCGGAGAAGACCGGCAUCUGCAAGAUCCGACCCCCCAAGGACUGGCAGCCUCCAUUUGCAUGUGAAGUACAGAGUUUUCGUUUCACCCCACGAAUCCAGCGCUUGAAUGAACUGGAGGCAAUGACCAGAGUGAAGCUGGACUUCUUGGAUCAAUUAGCAAAAUUUUGGGAACUUCAGGGAUCCAAUUUAAAAAUUCCUGUGGUGGAGAGAAAAAUCUUGGAUCUGUACGGUUUGAGCAAAAUUGUUGCCAGCAAAGGAGGCUUUGAUGUGGUCACUAAAGAAAAGAAGUGGUCCAAAGUGGCUAGUCGGCUGGGGUACCUGCCAGGAAAAGGCACUGGAUCACUACUAAAGUCUCACUAUGAAAGGAUCUUGUACCCUUACGAGCUCUUCCAAUCUGGGGUCAGCCUUAUGGGUAUCCAAAAGCCAAACUUGGACCUUAAGGAAAAAGUGGAAGCUGAGGACCUCAGCUCUGAUGCCCAGGCUUCCCCAAAGCAGGGUACAAGAAUGAAUGUUACGCUGAAGAGAACCAGACGCGUCAAGUCCCAGACAGAGACAGGAGAGAUGAGUAGAAAUACUGAACUGAAGAAGCUGCAGAUCUUUGGAGCUGGACCUAAGAUGAUGGGAUUGGCAUUGGGAUCAAAAGAUAAGGAAGAUGAGGUGACUCGAAGACGCAAAGGCACCAGGUCAGAAGCCUUUGGCAUGCAGAUGAGGCAGCGCAAAGGGACGCUCUCUGUCAACUUUGUUGAUCUAUACGUUUGCUUGUUUUGUGGCCGAGGAAACAACGAGGACAGACUGUUACUCUGUGAUGGUUGUGAUGACAGCUACCACACAUUUUGCCUGAUUCCCCCUUUGCCUGAUGUGCCCAAAGGUGAUUGGAGGUGUCCAAAGUGUGUUGCUGAGGAGUGUAAUAAGCCACGUGAGGCCUUUGGAUUUGAGCAAGCUGUGAGGGAGUACACUCUCCAGAGUUUUGGUGAAAUGGCAGAUAAUUUCAAGUCUGAUUACUUCAACAUGCCAGUCCAUAUGGUUCCUACUGAGCUGGUAGAGAAGGAGUUCUGGCGACUGGUGAGCAGCAUUGAGGAGGAUGUCAUUGUGGAAUAUGGAGCUGAUAUCUCAUCCAAGGACUUUGGGAGUGGUUUUCCUGUAAAGGAUGGCAGGCGAAAGCUGAUGCCAGAGGAGGAGGAGUAUGCACUUUCUGGUUGGAACCUGAAUAACAUGCCCAUUCUGGAACAGUCAGUCCUUGCUCACAUCAAUGCAGAUAUCUCUGGCAUGAAGGUGCCUUGGCUUUAUGUAGGGAUGUGUUUCUCAUCAUUUUGCUGGCACAUCGAGGAUCACUGGAGCUAUUCCAUCAAUUACCUGCACUGGGGAGAGCCAAAGACGUGGUAUGGGGUGCCCUCUCACGCAGCAGAACAGCUAGAGGAGGUGAUGAAAGAGUUGGCCCCUGAGCUCUUUGAAUCUCAGCCUGAUCUCCUGCAUCAGCUGGUCACCAUCAUGAACCCCAAUGUGCUAAUGGAGCAUGGUGUGCCUGUGUACAGAACUAAUCAGUGUGCUGGCGAGUUUGUUGUGACAUUUCCUCGUGCCUAUCACUCCGGAUUUAACCAAGGUUACAACUUUGCUGAGGCUGUGAACUUCUGCACUGCUGACUGGCUUCCCAUUGGGCGUCAGUGUGUGAACCAUUAUCGGCGGCUAAGGCGUCACUGUGUUUUCUCCCAUGAGGAGCUGAUCUUCAAGAUGGCAGCGGAUCCAGAGUGUUUGGAUGUGGGACUUGCUGCUAUGGUUUGCAAAGAAAUGACUUUGUUGAUAGAGGAGGAGACACGCCUGAGGGAAUCUGUUGUACAGAUGGGAGUGUUGAUGUCGGAAGAGGAGGUGUUUGAACUGGUUCCAGAUGACGAGCGUCAGUGUACAGCCUGCAGAACUACAUGCUUCCUUUCUGCUCUUACUUGCUCUUGUAAUCCUGAGAGGCUUGUGUGCCUGUACCAUCCCACAGACUUGUGUCCCUGUUCUAUGCAGAAGAAGUGUCUAAGGUACCGUUACCCAUUAGAGGACCUUCCUUCUCUGCUGUACGGAGUGAAAGUUAGAGCACAGUCCUAUGACACUUGGGUCAGUAGAGUUACAGAGGCUCUGUCUUCCAACCUCAACCACAAGAAAGAUGUGAUUGAGCUGAGAGUGAUGUUGGAAGAUGCUGAAGACAGGAAGUAUCCAGAGAACGAUCUCUUCCGUAGGCUCAGAGAUGCUGUGAAAGAGGCAGAGACCUGUGCUUCGGUGGCUCAGCUACUUCUAAGCAAAAAACAAAAACACAGCAGGCUGAGCCAGGAUAGUGGGAGGACUCGGACCAAGCUGACUAUGGAAGAACUGAAAGCAUUUGUUCAACAGCUAUUCAGCCUACCCUGUGUUAUCAGCCAAGCCCGACAAGUAAAGAACCUGCUGGAUGAUGUGGAGGAGUUUCAUGAGCGUGCUCAAGAGGCCAUGAUGGAUGAGGUCCCAGACUCUUCCAAGCUGCAAAUGUUGAUAGACAUGGGUUCUGGCCUCUAUGUGGAACUUCCUGAACUGCCGCGGCUGAAGCAAGAACUGCAGCAGGCACGUUGGCUGGAUGAGGUGAGGUCCACCCUUUCAGACCCCUUGAGGGUCACCCUGGAUGUGAUGAAGAAGCUGAUUGACUCAGGUGUUGGGCUGGCACCACAUCAUGCUGUAGAGAAGGCCAUGGCUGAGCUGCAGGAGCUGCUUACUGUCUCCGAGAGGUGGGAGGAGAAGGCCAAAGUCUGUCUACAGGCAAGACCACGUCAAAGCAUGAUGGCUCUGGAGGGCAUCGUGAACGAAGCAAAGAACAUCCCAGCUUACCUGCCUAAUGUACUGACACUGAAAGAAGCCCUGCACCGGGCUAGAGACUGGACAGCCAAAGUGGAGGCCAUUCAGAAUGGUAGCAAUUACGCUUAUCUGGAGCAACUGGAAAGCUUGUCUGCAAAAGGCCGCCCAAUACCGGUACGUCUUGAGGCACUGCCACAGCUGGAGUCUCAGGUAGCAGCAGCACGUGCCUGGAGGGAGCGCACAGGAAGGACUUUUCUGAAGAAGAACUCAAGCUACACUCUGUUACAGGUUUUGAGUCCCCGGACUGAUAUUGGAGUUUAUGGAAGCAGUAAGAAUAGACGGAAAAGGGUAAAAGAGUUAAUGGAGAAGGAAAAAGAGAAGGAUCUUGACUUGGAAUCUCUGAGUGAACUGGAGGAUGGGCUUGAGGAAGCUAGGGACACUGCAACUGUGGUGGCUAUAUUCAGGGAGCGGGAGCAGAAGGAGAUCGAAGCCAUGCAUGCCCUCAGGGCAGCUAACCUAGCUAAGAUGACCAUGGUGGAUCGUAUUGAGGAAGUGAAGUUCUGCAUCUGUCGAAAAACAGCUAGUGGGUUCAUGCUACAAUGUGAGCUCUGCAAGGAUUGGUUUCACAGUGGCUGUGUGCCACUCCCCAAAACCAGUUCCCAAAAGAAGGGCUCCAGUUGGCAGGCCAAAGAAGUCAAGUUCCUGUGCCCACUCUGCAUGCGUUCUCGAAGACCCCGGCUUGAGACCAUCCUGUCUCUGCUGGUGUCCCUGCAGAAGCUUCCUGUACGGUUGCCAGAGGGGGAGGCACUGCAGUGCCUGACAGAACGUGCCAUGGGCUGGCAGGACCGAGCACGUCAGGCUCUGGCUACUGAUGAACUGUCUUCUGCUUUGGCCAAGCUUUCUGUGCUCAGCCAGCGUAUGGUGGAGCAGGCAGCACGGGAGAAGACAGAGAAAAUAAUCAGUGCAGAGCUACAGAAAGCAGCAGCUAAUCCUGACCUACAGGGCCACUUGACUAGUUUCCAACAAUCUGCUUUUAACCGAGUGAUAGGGAGUGUUUCCUCAUCUCCACGACAGACCCUGGAUUAUGACGAUGAAGAGACAGAUUCUGAUGAAGACAUCAGGGAGACUUAUGGCUAUGACAUAAAGGACAAUGUCAGUGUGAAAUCUUCCAGCAGCCUGGAACCUAACCUCUUCUGUGAUGAGGAGAUCCCCAUCAAGUCAGAGGAAGUGGUGACACACAUGUGGACGGCUCCCUCUUUCUGCGCUGAACAUGCAUAUUCAUCUGCUUCUAAAAGUUGUUCACAAGGUUCUAGCACCCCAAGAAAGCAGCCCCGGAAGACCCCUCUGGUACCUCGCAGUUUGGAACCCCCUGUACUGGAGUUGUCACCUGGAGCUAAGUCCCAAUUAGAGGAUCUGAUGAUGGUAGGAGAUCUCCUAGAGGUAUCGCUGGAUGAGACCCAGCACAUCUGGCGGAUUUUACAGGCCACGCAUCCACCUUCAGAGGACAGAUUCCUUCACGUCAUGGAGGAUGACAGCCUGGAUGAGAAGCCAUUAAAAAUGAGAGGGAGAGAUUCUUCUGAGAGGAAACGAAAACGAAAGCUGGAAAAGGCAGAGCAGUUCUUUGGAGAAGUGAAGCAGAAAUCUAAAGAGUUGAAGAAACUGGAGAAGCCCAAAAAGAAGAAACUAAAAUUAACCAUGGACAAGACAAAGGAGUUGAACAAGUUGGCAAAGAAACUAGCCAAGGAAGAGGAGCGGAAGAAGAAACGAGAGAAGGCAGCUGCAGCAAAGGUAGAGCUAGUAAAGGAGAGCACAGAGAAAAAGAGAGAGAAGAAGGUACUAGAUAUUCCUUCUAAAUAUGACUGGUCAGGAGCUGAAGAGUCUGAUGACGAGAAUGCUGUGUGCGCUGCCCAGAACUGCCAAAGACCCUGCAAGGACAAGGUAGACUGGGUACAGUGCGACGGUGGCUGUGACGAGUGGUUCCAUCAAGUGUGUGUUGGCGUCUCUCCGGAAAUGGCUGAGAAUGAAGAUUACAUCUGUAUAAACUGUGCAAAGAAACCAAUGCAGGGGCCAAGUCGCCCAGUACAUGUAUCACCACCCCCUUUCUUACUGAGACUCGAGGAGGACCUCAAGGGGACAAGUUAGCAGAUAGUUGGUCUCUGGGAUUUGUUGGGAACUGGACCACUGAGACCCUACUGAAAGUGGGUGGUUUGAAGCUAAUGUAGCCACUGAGCCUCACUUCCAAGGAUGUACAGCCCUGCAGCAGAAAUGGUCCCUUCCUAAUAGCUGGCUUCCCCUGUACAAUGGUGAUGUCAGAGGCACAGUGGUACCAACUCAUCUAUGCAGACACCACCUUGUUGCAGUUCCAGCCAAUGUUUUAACUCAAGUGUUUGCAGCAGUGAGUGUGGUGGCUGCCCUCAGAGACUGAACAAACAUGUGGCUGGUGGAUGGGACACUUUGGUGUGUUAGCACUGCGUUUAGGAAGUGGGGUUGGCCUGGAAUUGGUGGGCAGUGGCUAGAGCUUUCAGCUCUACCAGAUAUCUCCAUGGGGGCAUAUUAUCCAUGCAGAGCCUUUGGAAGUUACCUUAAGCCAGGUGGCCUCUCAUGUUAGCUGAGCCAAGAAGGCAGUGUAUGGGGAUAAUGAACCUGCCUCCAUGCCAGGGCAGCUCACACUACACUGUUGGAAUGGGUGUGGGUGGAUCAAUUGUUAGUUUCUCUUGUAGCUAGAGGGCAAAGGAGCUCAAGGUCUCAGAUAUCAGCACUGGUUCUGUUUACCAAAAAGAAACCUAACCCUACUCCACUAAAUAUAUUCUUUUUUUUUUCCUGAGGGGCACAGUCAAUCUUCCUGUCCUGAGCAUGGCCACAAAGCAUCAGUUAAGACAUCUAGCCAUGCCUAAGCUUGGAAAGCAGAGCGCUUCCCCAUUAAAGGAGUUGCUUCUCUUCUAGGCUUCUUUGGUGUCCUGUGCUCCUGUAUGUUACAGUUGUCUGACACAGGAUGAAGCUGGUGAAGAGGUGCAGUAACAUAGGAUCCAGCUUCUGUGAUCUGUACCCAGGGAUGGGGAAGAAAGUGGACAACCCACUUACCUCACAGGUUACACUGAUGUACUUCUGUGAGAACUUCCAUUCACAAGUAUUUCCAGUAUCACUAGGCUACAGAUAUGGCCUUGAGUGAUAUCAGCAAGCAGUCUGCAGAUACUGUCCAGAGCACAGAUCCUGUCCCUACUGGCUUUGCUGGAUACAAGCCUACAAUCAGCAGUAGUUCCUGUUUAAAGUUGUCCCUGGCUUUGCCAGGGGACAGAAGGCUUGGGUUAAUCCUGGGUGACAAUUGUUUUAGUAAAUCCAUUUUUAAAAGAGGACUUGUUUUUACUUUUUUCUAAAUGUCUCAGACUACUGACUUGUUCUAUAAAUAGAUUAUUUUUCUUUGAUUUUUUUAUACUUACCACUGUUACCAGCAGCACAGAGACAGAGGUUCACAAAGGAAAAACCUGCCCAUGGGCUUGGGUUUUUUUUACUCCAUUCCUUCCUUGUAGUACAAGGAAUUAGCAGUUACCUUCCGCAUCCUAGCCAGACCAGCUGCCUGUGUUUAAAUAGGUAAAUACAUUUCAUGUGCUACCUUCGUGUUUGGGUUUGUUCAUGUUAGUGGGGCACCUGGGGCCUUGCUGACUCCAGUCUUUGCUGGCUUUAUGUAUGUGAAUGUCUAAAGCCGGCCACUGUGCCGUCUCGCCCCUUUUCCUAUUGUGUUUCCAUUCUUUUUGCAGUUCUAGGAGUGUUGUAAGUAGUGUCCAGUCUUACUAGAAGCUGGGCUGGGAUUUAAAAAAAUAUUGACAAAAAUGAGUGUUCUGUCUUGACUCUUCCUUGUCCCUUCUCUUGAACUCUAAUAUUAAAGAGGGUUUUUCAGCUGA
Molecule: messenger RNA, 7270 nt
Organism: Alligator mississippiensis (American alligator)
Lineage: Eukaryota; Metazoa; Chordata; Crocodylia; Alligatoridae
Gene: KDM5A
Product: lysine demethylase 5A
Exons: 28
Coding region: 435-5513 (1692 amino acids)
Biological process (GO): chromatin remodeling
Cellular component (GO): nucleus
Molecular function (GO): DNA binding; histone demethylase activity
Source: RefSeq, a predicted model, not a curated record